Molecule: messenger RNA, 549 nt
Organism: Priceomyces carsonii
Lineage: Eukaryota; Fungi; Ascomycota; Pichiomycetes; Serinales; Debaryomycetaceae
Product: 2-dehydropantoate 2-reductase
Exons: 1
Coding region: 1-549 (182 amino acids)
Cellular component (GO): cytoplasm
Source: RefSeq, a predicted model, not a curated record
AUGUCGAAAGCGAAUGUUCUACUUGUUGGUUUAGGGGGUGUGGGAGUAAUUGCAGGAUACACGUUAGAAAGAAACAAGAGAACUAAUUUGACGGUAGUUGUGAGAUCUAACACUAACGAAGUAAAGAAGAAAGGGUUCAGAAUAGAAUCAGUUGAUUACGGUAUUAUUGAGAGUUACCAACCGAAGAGUAUAGUAGAAACUGUGGAAGAUUCCGUAACUGAUGCCCCUUUUGACUUCAUUGUGGUUGCCACCAAAAAUAUUCCAGACAUCGUAAAAGUGGAAAACAUAAUUUCUUCGGCUAUUACCCCCAAAACAACUACGAUUGUUUUAUUGCAAAACGGUAUUGGUAUCUCAGAUCUGUUGUUUUCUCGAUUUCCUGAAAAUGCUGUAUUAAGUGGGGUUUCAUUAAUCAGCUCAAACAAAUACGACAAGACAAUUCAGCAUAUUAGUACUGAUGACUUAGCAAUUGGCUAUUUCUUUAAUAAGUUUCUUACUAAAGAAUUUCAGAAACAAGAGGCGGAAAAGUUUAUAUCCCUUGUAUUCAAAUGA